Molecule: messenger RNA, 876 nt
Organism: Lichtheimia ornata
Lineage: Eukaryota; Fungi; Mucoromycota; Mucoromycetes; Mucorales; Lichtheimiaceae
Exons: 3
Coding region: 1-876 (291 amino acids)
Molecular function (GO): lipid binding
Source: RefSeq, a predicted model, not a curated record
AUGGUCGUCAUCGAAUCCAACAACCGCCACACUGCUGCCUCACGCAAGGCUCUUGAAUACCUCAAGGAACUUUCCAACACCUUGGAUGGAUGGAAUUUCUCCCAAGAAAAGGAUGGUGUCAAGUUGUACAUCAAGCCUGAAUCCAAUGGCCUUAACAUUGUUCGUGGCGAUGCAAUCCUCAAGACCGAUAAAUACACUCCUCGUGAUGUAGCAACCGUUGCCACCAGCCCUGGUUGCCGUAAGAUUUGGGAUGAAAAGUACGAGGUCUCUGAAGUCAAGGAAAUGUUUACCCAUCUUGAAUCUCUCUUCUGGGUCAAGCUCAAGGCCCCCUGGCCUGUUAGCCCCCGUGAUUUUGUCGGUGUUGCCCUUCGCGAUUUCGAUGAAGACGUGUGCUAUGUUUCCAUGUCUUCUGUUGAGGACCCUAUUGCACCCCCUGUUUCUGGGUGUGUCAGAGGCACGCUUUUGAUUUCUGGCUGGAAGGUGUACAAGGUUGACGGUGGCAUUGGCAUCACCUAUAUCACCCAAGUGGAUAUGGCUGGUAGCAUCCCAUCAUCCUUCCUCAAGAACAUCCAAUUGCAGGUUCCUUUGUGUGCUGGCAAGGUUGUUGACUAUGCUCGCAGCUAUGGCUUCCCACCUACCACUGUGGAAGCUGCCAACGUUGUCUACAAGUCUGAAGACUUUAACCAUGCCAAGCGUGAAUUCACUGCAAACGUUGAAGGUAGCGAUGGCGUUUGCCGAUGGCGCGUUUCUUCUCAAAUGUAUCCCAAUGGCGUCAAGGUCUCUGUUCCCCACGAGAUCGUUGAUACCGAUAAUAACAACAAGAUCGUUGUUGUCAAGAUUGACGGUCCUACCACCGUCAAGAUCUCCAAGGCUUAA